Molecule: messenger RNA, 1671 nt
Organism: Stylophora pistillata
Lineage: Eukaryota; Metazoa; Cnidaria; Anthozoa; Scleractinia; Pocilloporidae
Product: E3 ubiquitin-protein ligase TRIM71-like
Molecular function (GO): zinc ion binding; protein binding
Source: RefSeq, a predicted model, not a curated record
GUAACACUUUUAAAACGAAGUACAAGCGCCGAGAUUAUACAGUUGGAUAAGUCACUGAACACAGUCUUACCGGAAGAGGUCAGUGAUGAUGGAAAACAAGCCGCUUCUGACCUUGAAGGUCUUCGUCAAUUCCGUUUCACAGAAAACAAAACCUUACUUGAUAGUUUAAACUCUGACAGCAUCGGCUCAUUUGUAACCUUUGUGAAUAAAACUAUCGCUCAUCAGUCAACUGCCGAAGGAAAAGGAAUCACUGAAGCGAUUGUUGGACUUCAAUCAAACUUUUUGCUAACAACACGAAAUGAAGUCGGAGAACAAUGUUACCAUGAGCGUGACUGUGUAAUGGUGGAAAUCAAAACUCAGCAAGGCCAUGACUGUGCCACGGAACUGCGAGUCCAAGAUAACAAAGAUGGUAGCUACGAAGUCAGAUAUUUCCUCAAAGAUACAGAAAAAUGCCAACUAUCAGUGAAAGCAAAUGGAGAACAUAUUCGUGGCAGUCCAUUUAAUAUUGAGACGAAACCCAGACAGUUUAGACCCUUGUUAUCUUUUGGAAAAGGAGGAUUGCUUUCCGGUCCAUAUGGAGUGGCAGUGAAUGAACGAGAUGAAAUUUUAGUGACUGACACUAAUAACCACAGGGUUCAAGUAUUUAAUAGUGAUGGAACUUACUUAAGAUCUUUUGGUAAGAAGGGUGAUGAACAGGGAGAGUUUGAUUGUCCUUCUGGCAUAGCACAUGAUAAGAAUAAGAACAUAAUUGUUGUGGACACUAAUAAUCACCGCGUUCAAUUGUUCAGUGAUCAAGGCGAGUACCUGAGCCAGUUUGGUGGCAAAGGAAAUCUUGAUCACCAGCUGACUAGUCCUCGUGGUUUAUCUGUUGACUGUAAUGGAAAUAUCAUUGUUGCCGAAGACGACCAAAAAUGUAUAAAAACUUUUUCAUCCCAUGGCCAGUUUUUGUAUAAACUUGGUGAGGGUGAAGGUGAAGGUGAAGCGUUUACUGCUCCUCGUCACUGUAUUCAAUAUAACAAACAUCUCAUAGUGUCAGACAGUGGUGAACAUUGUAUCAAAGUGUUUGAUAUAAAUGGCGAUUUUUUGUACAAAUUUGGAAAUAAGGGAAACGGGGAUGGGCAGUUCAAUGGACCUCGUUUUUUGUCAGUUAACAAGGCAGGACACCUGAUGGUUUGUGAUAGAAACAAUUACAGAGUUCAGGUAUUUGAACUGAGUGGUAAAUUUGUAACAAAGUUUCCAAACAGAGGUUAUGGGCAAGUAGUGUUCUACUGUCCAACAUCUACAGCAGUUCUUAGUGAUGGCAGGAUAGUUGUGGUUGAUUGGAUGAACGCUCGUAUUGAGAUACUUGGGUAAAUGUUGAUAAAUGCAACUUCUGUUACAUUCAAGCUUUGGAGUAAUUCUGAAAAAAGCUGCAUCACAACACCUAGGUUUUUUUUUCUUUCUGGUUUGAAUUGGUGUAUCAUAUCGCUCAUUUGUAAUCUUAAGAUUCUAGUUUCUUAGGGAGGGCAAACACCUCAGAUCGAAGACAAAUUGUUGUGAUAGUGCUCUAGAUUCUAGUUUGUUAGGGAGGGCAAACAAUAGAGAUUGAAGAAAAAUUGUUGUGAUAGUGUAUUCACUAUUGAAAGAGAAGCAUCAAUCAAUAAACUGAGUUUGAUCGAAUGAGGAAAGUAA